Conger conger (European conger) is the source of this 4989-nucleotide messenger RNA. It is a transcript of the gene osbpl2b, whose product is annotated as oxysterol binding protein-like 2b. Gene Ontology annotation, molecular function: cholesterol binding. The transcript is spliced from 14 exons. Lineage: Eukaryota; Metazoa; Chordata; Actinopteri; Anguilliformes; Congridae. Gene Ontology annotation, cellular component: membrane; cytosol; intracellular membrane-bounded organelle. Bases 314 to 1720 code for a protein of 468 amino acids. The record is from RefSeq and is a predicted model, not a curated record.
CUCACCUGCAGACGUUUGUGCAGGAAUCAGGCGGUCCUUUCUCUGAAACGCGAUAGGUUGCAGGACGUGUCAGUGAGAUCGUCCUUGUUACCCACUUCCGCCUCUGUGUCAGUUCACUGGUGGUGUCCAGUUUUGGUGUUGUCCUGUCGGAUAAAUAAAAACGCCAUCGGACUUCGGAGCCUCACAGAUCUCCUUGGUUUCGUGCUUUGUUGGGUGGCUUGGGAACCUGAAGCGUAAGGGACAGCCCUCAGCAGGAAGGACGAUGUGCUAGAGCAGUUACACGCAGGAAGAGGGCCCGGCUUUGCUUUCUAAAAUGAGCAAUGAAGACGAGUUCUACGACGCCGUCACAGGCUUGGAUUCGGACGAGUCCUGUGAGGGAACGUCAGAGGCCAGCUUUAAAGAUGCGAUCGUGUUCGACGGCGUGCAGAAAAACAAUGGCACGGCGCCACAGGAGAAUGGAAUCAAGAAACGCAGGACAACCUUACCUGCGCCAAUGUUCUCCAGGAACAACUUCAGCGUGUGGGGAAUACUAAAGAAAUGCAUUGGGCUGGAGCUGUCUAAGAUCACGAUGCCGAUCGUGUUCAACGAGCCGCUCAGCUUCCUGCAGCGCAUCACAGAGUACAUGGAACACACUUACCUCAUCCACAAGGCCUGCUCCCUGCCCAACUCUCUAGAGCGGAUGCAGGCUGUAGCGGCUUUCGCUGUCUCUGCUGUGGCGUCUCAAUGGGACAGAACUGGAAAGCCUUUCAAUCCUUUACUGGGGGAAACCUACGAACUCCUGCGGGAGGACCAGGGCUACAGGCUCAUCUCAGAGCAGGUCAGUCACCACCCCCCCGUCAGCGCUUUCCAUGCAGAGGGCCUGGCCGGAGACUUCACCUUCCACGGAUCCAUCUACCCCAAACUCAAGUUCUGGGGCAAGAGCGUGGAGGCUGAACCCCGAGGAACCAUCACCCUAGAACUACAUAAGCACAAAGAAGCUUACACAUGGACGAAUCCAUACUGCUGUGUACAUAAUGUUAUACUAGGCAAGCUUUGGAUAGAGCAGUAUGGAACUGUGGAGAUCCUCAAUCACAAGACUGGAGAUAAGUGUGUGCUGAACUUCAAGCCGUGUGGCAUGUUUGGCAAGGAGCUGCACAGAGUGGAGGGCCACAUUCAGGACAAGAGUAAAAAGAAGCUGUGUGUGAUCUAUGGGAAGUGGACAGAGUGCAUGUGGAGUGUGGAUCCCCAGGUCUACGAGGUGCACCGCAAGGCCGACAAGAAGGGCGCCAGCGACAACAAGAAACACAAACAGGAGGAGAAUGACGAUGCAGACGACAUGCCCGAGGUGCAGGAGACGGUGGCAGUGAUCCCCGGCAGCACCCUGCUCUGGAGGAUAUCCUCACGCCCCCCGCACUCAGCGCAGAUGUACAAUUUCACCAACUUUGCUAUGACCCUGAACGAACUGGAGCCAGGGAUGGAGGGAGUCUUGUCACCCACGGACUGCCGCUUGCGCCCUGACAUCAGGGCGAUGGAGAAUGGAGACAUGGACGCUGCCAGCAGAGAGAAGGAACGGUUGGAGGAGAAACAGAGAGCAGCCCGCAAAGAGCGAGCCAAGGACGAGCAGGAGUGGUCCACCAGGUGGUUCCGGUCAGGCGCAAACCCGUUCAUUGGGUCCCAGGACUGGAUCUACACAGGGGGGUACUUUGAUAGGAAAUAUAGUGACUGUCCUGAUAUCUACUGAUGGGGGGACAGCACCCCCCCCCCCCCCCCCCCUGUCCAAGCCUCUUGAGUCCAUAGCACCAUAUCAUCUCCAAUCGGAACUCUGAAGUGGUAGUUUUUGUGUUUGGCACAAUUAAUGGAUUGUAUACAAACUCCCCUCCCCACAUGGUUAUUGAGCCAUUUCUAAAACAUAACCCCAACAACAACACGAGGAAUUCAGGGAUAUACAUGCAUUUACUGGGGUGGGGUAGGGAGAUGAUGAAGAGGAGUGAUAAUUGCACUGUGUACUGUCUGAGCAGAACCACUCUCUGCAUUCAAUGCACUUCAGUCGUCAAAUGUCAAGUGUUACUUUCUGUUGAAUGUGUUUUCCACCUUCUGUGCCACAAUGGAGAAGAUUCACAAAAACAGGUCCAUGCUGUGGAUCGUUCGUGCGGUUGGGGUGUUAUGUAGCAUUAUUCCCAGAUCAGGGUUUCCCCCUCAAUACACUUUGGCAAUACUCCACAAGACAAACAAACAUUGUUUAAUCAUGUAUGAGAAAUUCAGAAUCAUUCCUUGUUUCAUUCUCAGUGCAUUGUUGAUACAGUUGCCCUUUAAAUGAAUGUGAAAGAGUAUUAAGGUCUCUGCCACCUCCUAACAGGCUUGUGAAAUUAUUUCACUGAGCUAUCUUGCAGAAUGAUUGAGUGACAUGAAUUGGCUGUGAUCUUCACCCUAAAUACUGAAAAUAAUCGUGGAGCAGCAACCUCACAUAAAUACGAUUGUAUAAAGAGCACAAAAACCAAGAUAUGCAGAGUCUAUUACACCAUAGUAAGUAUGUACAGGAACAUAUGGUUAAAACCAAUUUGGUUACAAGGUAAUCUUCAUCUUCUGUGUUUGAGUUUGAGACAAUUUAUAGGCCUGGUUAGAACCGUUGAUAUUAAGUUAUUAGGCAAUCAUGACUGAUGUGUCGUUAACCAUAGCACGUUUGGCACCGUUACGAUGAAGAGCUGUGCCUGUGAUGGUGAAUGGCGAUAUAAAUGGGCAGACAUACUUUUACUUCACCCUACUUAAAAAUGUUAUUUCAGCCCCAUACAAAACACCAAUGAAAUGUCUUUUCAAACCAGCUGUUUCCUCCUUCAUAUUCCAAACACACGUUAUGUUAGUUUAUUCAAACUUCAACCACUCCUUAUAGGUCUGUGUUAAAGCCAGUUUUAUGCUUAUGGGUUUAUUUGCGGAUUAAUGGGUAUGUUAGCGGAGUCCAUACGUAUGUAGAAUUCACUUUGCAUAUAUGCAGACUUUUCAAUGAUACCAAGUUCUGUUGUAGAGCUGUGGCGUAUGUGGAUGUAAGAUUUCAUGUGUGGUGGGAGUAAUGAUAAUGUUGCUUGGACGGCAGAUUAGCUGGGUGCUCAGUGUAUUUUCAUUAUGAAGAGCUGAGCCCCCUCCCACACCACAUGUGCUGACACACUAAUCAUAACUCAAACUAUCUCUCUAAUGCAGUGUGUGCCUCCCAGACGCAACUCAUCAUGUUAAACAGUCGGACAAUGUGCAUGCUGUGAAUUGUUUCAGUUUUUUUUUCUUUGUUAGUACUAAAUGUGUAUAUACAUUAUUCUCGUGCAUGCUUAACGGUAAUAAUUCUGAUAGCACAAUUUGUUUUAGUGACAAAGCUGCUUUGUGUGUGUUUAUGGGUGUGGUGUGUGUGUGAGUGAGAGAGAGAGAUAUAUUAUUCAUAUAAAAACACUAAAGCCAUAACAUCUUUGCGACUACAGGUAUUUUUUGUUAAGGGCAGUCUGAAGUUCAUUGUACUGACAUUUGAUCAAGCUGCAGAGGACCCGUCAUUGGCAUGAAAGUAAUUUCCCCUGAAACAACAAAAAAAGCAGUUAAGUGAAGUUUCUUACUAAAAGAGGUACAUAGAAUGUCUAAGAGGAACUAUAGGACUUGAUACUGAAGCUGUGAGCCCAAGCAAACCAAUUCAGUACAACAUUCGAUGGAUGUUAUUUUAGAUCAGUGGAGACAAUGUGUACAUCCACAUUUUCAGGGACAAAUUGUUCAAGAUGUUAUUUAUAUUAACAUUUAGACACUCAAUAGACUAUUUGUGUUUUAAGCAUUUAUGCACUAUUGUGAUUUAUAAAUGUAUUAGGGGUUUAUUUGUGAAAUAUGAUCAGGCUGCUUUUGCCACAUUUAAAAUGACCAUUAACAUAGUUUAAUCAGAUGCAGGUAAUGGUACACAGAAUCCUUAUAUUACCCUUAUAUUUUUUGCUGUUCACAGUUUAAAAUAUGUAAUGGAUUGCACAGUACCUGAAGGUACAGCGAAACAGACUGAAUAGUACUUCUGCUGGUCCUCUGUAGUCUCAUCUUUUUCAGUUGGUGUUCAUCGGAAAAAGUAAUGGGUCCUUUGCAUGAUUCAUGCAACCGUUACAUUUUAGCUAUUAUACUGAAAGCAUACUUUGCAUCUAAACUAUUGCCAAAUCUAUGCAACAAAUCAUCACUAUGGGUCUCUGUACAUUAAGGUGUAUACAAUAUAAAUACUUUGGUUAAUCUUUAUUUGUUCAACAAGUAGACUGUGGACAUAUAUUAUGGCUGCAUUAGCAGCUUGCUUGGCUGUAAAAUACAACACCCACAUCCUCUGUGUGUGUGUGUGUGUGUGUGUGUGUGUGUGUGUGUGUGUGUGUGUGUGUGUGUGUGUGUGUGUGUGUGUGUGUGUGUGUGUGUGUGUGUGUGUGUGUGUGCGCGCGCGCAAAAGUGAGAGGGAGAGAGAGAAAGAGAAGGUAGAAUGUAAAUUGACAAACUAUUACUGGGUUAAAACCAAAUAGGCAAAUGCAUUUGCAGGAUAUUUCUUGUUCAUACUGUAGAUCUGUUAGUAAGCAUUUUCUCUCUUAAGGAGGUGUUACCCCCUAACAUAUACAGUGCCUGACUUCCCUGAAAUGAAUAAGUAACAUGACAUUUGACCGAAAGCAUUGACUUUUCCCCCUACUUGCAUUGGAUAUUGAACAUGUUUUUCUGUUUCAAUGAAACAUUUUGAUUUACAGAGGAACUGUCUAGGCUUUGCUAACCUAUUGCUCCUUAAUUGUGCCUCAUCCUUGUCUUACUGUUAACUGUUAAUUACCUGUUGACAAAAUAAAUAUCAAGUGACUAAACAGGUAUCCAACACAUUUUGUCAACAUGUCUGUAGAGAAAAUAUCAGAAAUAUUAAAUACACUACUGCUGGUUGUAUUCAUCCAUACACUGCAUCAUUGUCUCAUGAAAUGUAAAAUUGGUUAUUUGUAAACUAGCAAUAUGAAAAAACCCUAAUGUACCACCAUUAAAGGAUAGAUUUUA